This is a messenger RNA of Cavenderia fasciculata, 93 nucleotides long. RefSeq lists its product as uncharacterized. The coding region runs from base 1 to 93 and encodes 30 amino acids. The record is from RefSeq and is a predicted model, not a curated record. The transcript has a single exon. NCBI's taxonomy places the organism in Eukaryota, Evosea, Eumycetozoa, Acytosteliales, Cavenderiaceae.
AUGAAGAACAAUGGUGAAAUUAAAACAACAACAACAACAACAACAAUUAAUACAGUAUUAAAUAGACAUACAUGUAAUGGAACAGGAUCAUAA